This is a messenger RNA of Colletotrichum chrysophilum, 1272 nucleotides long. RefSeq lists its product as uncharacterized. Lineage: Eukaryota; Fungi; Ascomycota; Sordariomycetes; Glomerellales; Glomerellaceae. Bases 1 to 1272 code for a protein of 423 amino acids. The record is from RefSeq and is a predicted model, not a curated record. The transcript is spliced from 3 exons.
AUGUCCAUCACCUCGGCCAGGACGAGAGCUACGGACGAGCAGCAGCCCAAAGAAACUGGAGACAACUCGGGUAUGGGUGCCCACAAGCCACACACCAACGCUGACUCGGCCGCGCUGGUGUUACCUGCACCUGCACCUGCUGCUGCCGCUGCCGCUUUUGACCGACGUUCAGCUAGCGGCGACCUUGGACCGACAGGAAACGAUCUGCGCCCAUCAACGAACACUACCGUGACCACCGCUGCCAACACCAUCAAUCUCCCAAGCAUUAAUGAAAAUCAGGCCUUGCCUGCCGCUGCCUUGUCGGAACCUCACGCCGUCGACGAACAUAAGCAAGACCAAAAGCCAUUUUCCCUGCCGCCGCAAUCCCCACCCCCUCCAACUGUAGUCGUCGAGGCUGACCCUGCCCUUCACCACAACAUCGACCGUCUUGGCCCCCUCAGCUAUGCCAUCGGCACCUCGACGCCACUUGUUGCCGCCGUCCUACCGACUUCACCAUCGUCGCCCAGGCCAGACGGUCCUCCUCGCCGCCAGAGCCUCCUGCCCAAUCGCCAGACUACUCUAAUCCGCACCUUGCUCGACGCCGCGCAGACGAACCACGAAGUCGAUCCCUCCGCAGUCGAAGCGUUGCUUCCUAUCAACGGAAACAUGGUCACCCGAAAGGUUUGGGUGAGGCGCCCUGGUGCCUCUCCUACUCUCAUUACCAUCAAUGAGGAUGAUUUGGUCGACGACGUGCGCGAUAUGAUUUUGAGAAAAUACGCCAACUCUCUGGGCAGACACUUCGACUCUCCCGACCUCACAUUGCGCAUCUGCCCACGGGAGCAGAGGCAGGACCGCCUACUAGGCCCCGAAGAACCCAUGGGUCGUACCCUCGAUGCGUAUUUUCCGGGCGGUCAAACGGUCGACGAGGCUCUGGUCAUCGAUAUACCCAGCAGACGUACACCGAGACCUUCUCCUCGGGCCCCAACCCAUGCCACCGCUGUCUAUUACGCCGAUGAGGGUAGGCCAUCUGAGGCUGGCGAGGGUUAUUUUCCUCCUAUUGCCGCCUUCAAGGACGCACUCGAACGCAUCGGAGCAAUCGGCUACAGCACCGGUGGCACCGCCACUUCCAACACCACCUGCUCCAGAAGUUCAGCAGGUGCAGAGAGUGGCAACUCCUCCGCCAAGAACAGCGUCGCCUCGUCCGGCAAGUUCUCGGCCGAAGAAGACGAAGAAGAAUAUGGAUCAUCCAACUCUGCCAGCCGGCAUACUGAACGGCGGGGUGCCGCCUAUUAA